UUCUUUGAGACCAGAAAAUCGCAGAUGAGAGAGAAAGCUCGUACGUAAGCUUUAGGCUUUUGGUUUGGUUUUAUCUGUCGGCUGUCUGUCUGUCUUGUAGAAGCAAACCUUCUACUUCUCCGAUGCCGUUCGACGGUCUUCCUUUCACAGUAGCAAUCAUGGAUUCACAGAUGGAUACCGAAUUAUCCAAGCAAGAGAGAUCUAGAACUAGAUGGACACCAGCCCUCGAUAAAAUAUUUGCAGAUUUGGUGGUCGAGAAAAUUCAACAGACCAACAGGCCAAACAGCGUUUUCGACAAGAAAGCAUGGACACGCAUUCGCGACGAGUUCAACGCGAGAACCGAUCUCAAUUUCAAUAACAAACAGUUGAGGAAACAUCUGGACGUUCUUCGUGUACGCUAUGACAGCGUGAAAUCUUCGUUAGUCAGGAAUAGCUUUACUAUGGAGGAGGCUUGCUCCGUCGGUUUUGACUUAUGGGAUGAUCUAGGGGCCCAAACAAAACAAGUGACAACAACCAAGAUCAAGGACUGUCCCAUUUAUGAGCAACUAUGUGUCAUAUUUUCAGAUUCUGGUACAGAUGGAAAGUACGCCCAAUCAAGUCAUUUUGAGGAAUUGGAAGUUCUUGCUAAUGGAGACUCUGGUCAAGAAAAUGGAACUCCGAUUCCGAAGAAUCCUCAUGAGGCGGGUAAGCCUUGUUCUGUUCAAAGUAUCGUGAAGAUAAUAAAUGAUCGUAAAAGGAAACAUUCGUCGGAGAACGGUUACUCCUCUGAGCAGAUAAGAAAGGACGAAGAGAAUCGCGACUCGAUGGCUAAGGCUAUGAUGGAGAUGGUUUCUGCAUCAAAAUCUUUGGCGGGUGCGAAGGCUAACAAACGUGAAAAUAGAUUCACGAUAACCAACUGCGUGAAAUCAUUGGAUGAGAUGGAUGGAGUUGAUCUUCCUCUUUACUAUUCUGCUCUGAAUCUGUUUGAGGACUCUAAUCUUAGAGAGUCAUUUCUUUCUCUCAAUGGAAACCAGAUGAGGUUAAGUUGGCUUCGUGGUAAGUUCUAUUCACUUUACCUAUGAACUUGUUGUGGAAAUGGUGAAUUAUUGAAUUGGUGAUAACAGUUAUAGCCUAUAUACUUAUUUUUUUUGGACAAGAAGUGUGUUGGUUUUCUUUUUAAGUUAUAUUUGCUAUACUGUGAACAGUUGGAUAUGAUUGUUGGGUUUUUUUUAGGUCAGAUUCACUUGUAUCUGUCUUCUUAAAAACCGCUAUAUGAAAAUUAUUGUUUACCCAAGGUUUUUGGU
Messenger RNA from Impatiens glandulifera, 1283 nucleotides. RefSeq names its product L10-interacting MYB domain-containing protein-like. NCBI's taxonomy places the organism in Eukaryota, Viridiplantae, Streptophyta, Magnoliopsida, Ericales, Balsaminaceae. The transcript is spliced from 3 exons. The record is from RefSeq and is a predicted model, not a curated record. The coding region runs from base 123 to 1061 and encodes 312 amino acids.